UGCGCCGAUGAUUUCGUGACCGACCUUUUUACUGCCCUCAACGUUGACUCGACGUAUGGUUUCAGCGAGGAUGUGUUCCAUGAAGCGGGGCCCUUGCUGCUUUAUGCUCUGUUCGACUUGGAGGCCUUGUGUGCCGCCGGGCCUGGCGGGACGGAUCUCGACGAGGAGGUGGUGUUUGGGAAGUUGAUGUCCGCUGAAGAAAAUGGGGCGAAUUCUACCCUGUCGGAAGAGGACCUUGAAGAAAUUUUCCACUCAAUUAGUGAGAAUUACACGGCAGAAACACAGACAACGUGUUUCGAUGUCGAAUCGGUCUUUACUGCAACAGUCACCGACCACGAGGCCGGAGCGAACGAAAACGAGGUCCACGCCAUCGCCGAGCUCGUAUUCUCCAGCAUCCUCCGGGGGUACUGUGUUGGCGAGGCGACGUUACCGUCGCCCGAGGCCUUCUUGGACACAGUCUUUGACUCAUUCGCCGAAGGCGGAGUUAUUCCUGAAGAAGAAUUCGAACAUUUGCUCUCGGACCUUGGCAUUGGAGCUUCCUCGGCCGAACACGAUGACCAUACCGCCGACGCUGGCCAUGACGACCACGCUCACAGGCGGAGACGUCAUGCUGAUGACAUUUCGGUGGCAGCGGUGGGAUACAUCCAUCGUGCGAGGCGGGCGGUCGACGACCACGGCCAUGACCACGGGACGCACUCCGAUGAGCUCAAUGUAUCUGCUACAUGCUACACGGGGGAGGAACUCCUAGACAUUCACGGAAUCGACCACGAAGCUGGUAUCACGGAGUCCCAGUAUGCAGCCCUGGCCCCAUCAUUGAUCCAACAGAUUUUAUCGGGUGUUUGCACCGCAGACGUACACGUGGAUCCGACCAAUUCAUACACAGAUGCGGAAAUUUGGGGCUACAGUCACUUAGCAGUACUCAUUAUCAGUCUCAUCGCUGUCCUUGGCGCUCUUUUUCUUCCGUGUAUGAGUGGAUUCGUGUAUGAAGCCAUUAUUCAGACGAUGAUGGCGCUUGCCGUUGCUACGCUCACUGGGGAUGCAAUAUUACAUCUUAUACCACAGGCUGUGGGAUUGCAUGCCCACGACGCAUCCGGCCACGCCCACACCAAUCACGGGCCCCUUAAUCCUGAACUAGCAUAUGUCUGGAAAUGUCUCGUGGUUGAAUUAGCUAUCUACUUCUUCUUCUUGGUUGAAAGGGUUUCCAGUUUGGCAAAUUGCUUCGGACACUCACACUCCGAUUGUGAGCCAGCAAUAAACAUGGAAUCCACCAAGAAUUCAGCCAAAGGAUUAGGCAAAAUCUCGGAAUCGAAGAGAAACUUGGCAAAUUCCGAGAAUGGAGAAGUGGACACAAAGGAGUCAUAUUGCUUUCAAGGUUGCGGCACAUUGCCACUCAUGAUCAUCGUUGGGGACGCCCUGCACAACUUCGGAGACGGUCUUGCGAUCGGUGCUGCCUUCACCCUCGGCAUCCCCGCUGGACUCAGUACGAGUAUCGCCGUCUUCUGUCACGAGCUACCGCACGAGCUAGGUGACCUGGCCGUCCUUCUGAAUAACGGCAUGCGCCUCUUGACAGCAGUGUUUUGGAAUUUCAUGUCGGCCUGCGUUUGUUUCGCAGGACUGUGGGUCGGCAUUCCUCUUGGUCAAACGGAGAAUGCGAGGGAAUGGAUUUUCGCUGCUACCGCUGGCACGUUUCUCUACGUUGGUCUUGUUCACAUGCUCCCUCUACUCCAUAGGUACAAGGGACCCAGACAGGGUGCCAUAUUUGUAUUCCAGAAUUUGGGCUUCAUACUUGGUAUGGCCAUAAUACUGAUUAUUGCACUCUACGAAGACGCCAUCAACGUCGCAAUCUAAACAUGGCAACCUUGGGGAGGACGCCAUCAGCCUCGCAAUCUGAACAGGGCAAUCUUUGGGUAGAUCAAAAUAUCACAACUACUACUGCUUCGGAAUUAUCUUCAGCGUUAAUGAGGGAAGGAUUAUCAUUCCUUUAAAAUUGAAUUGUGAAUAUUAACUGUUGUAAUAAGAACUAUAUCGAUGGAGCAGCUAACCUGUUGUCCCAUCGGAUAAAAUAAAAUAAAACAAUAAACAAGUGAUAUAAAUGUGGCAAUGACUUUCCAGGUAAUAAAAUAGCUUGCCUAUAGGACCUACAAUGCGCUGCAUUCCUGAAAUAAUAAUAAUGAAUUAUUUUUAAAAGUGAAUACCUGAAUGGCAGUGGCUGUAUGGAUAUGAAUUUUGAGUUAAUUUCGUGCGUGUUUUGAUGUGAAUCAUGCUGAAAUACUCUUAAAAAGGAAUGGUCAAAAUGGCCAAUGUGUUAGACAUGUGUCUGACCAAAUAAUUGUCCAAAUUAUCGCUAGAGUCUUAACAAAUUCGUUUUAAUUUGUCCAAUAUUUUUGGUCUGAUACCUAUUUCUCAACAAAUUGGUUAUCUUAAUUGAUUGGUUAUGUAUAGAUUGAAUAUGUAAAUAGAUUAGCCCUGAUCAUCAUACCUUUGAAUAAUAUUGACUUGAUAUAAAUAGUUAUUCGAGGAUUCGAGAAAAAAAAGUUAGAAAUAAUUUUGUCUUUACAUUGUGUUUUUUUUUUUUGGGGGGGGGUUGGUGAUAGUGUGAAUUUUAAGUGAAAAGGGAGCCUUUCAACUUCUCUGUGGAUUUUUGCUAAAAAUUAUCAGAUUUUUUUUCUCUACAGUAUCAUCAUCUUAUGUUGCUUUGCUCCUUUUAUAGUAGUUAAUAUUAAAAACUGAACAUUUUUAACUCCUUUAUCUAAGGGACAAACAUGUGCUGUAUAAUUGAUUCAAUUUUGGCGAAAUUUUGUUGUUAUGAAUUACAAAGCCGAUUCAUCUUUAUGCUGCAUAUUUAGGAAUUACUUUCGUAUAUACAAUUUACUUCGUACUGCGUCGAGUUCUGUUUUUCCGAUUAUUUUAAUUUUAACCUUUGUAAUGCCCCCACCCACAAUGUAUCGCGCAGUUUUUAAGGUAGCGCCACAAAAUUUUAUGACUUUUUUCUUUGAAGUCUCGCACAAGUUUGAGAUGAAAUUACCGACAUAUUCGCACAGCGUCGCGACGCCACGUGACUUUUUAUGAGAAAAUGUCUUGCCGAAAAUGGUCCCCUCUUUAUGUGCACAAAGUCAAGUGGAGGUUUUUUUCCCAUAAAGUGGUGAUCAUUUUUCAUUCUUAUUGGUCUGUUUAUAUAAAUGAGGUCACAUUUAGUUGAGAAAUGAUCUUGGGUAAUUUUCAUUGAGAAAAAAAAAAUGCAAAAACAGAGAUGACAAAAAAAU
Molecule: messenger RNA, 3263 nt
Organism: Lytechinus pictus (painted urchin)
Lineage: Eukaryota; Metazoa; Echinodermata; Echinoidea; Temnopleuroida; Toxopneustidae
Product: zinc transporter ZIP4-like
Exons: 11
Coding region: 187-1848 (553 amino acids)
Biological process (GO): intracellular monoatomic cation homeostasis; zinc ion import across plasma membrane
Cellular component (GO): plasma membrane
Molecular function (GO): monoatomic cation:bicarbonate symporter activity; zinc ion transmembrane transporter activity
Source: RefSeq, a predicted model, not a curated record